UGUUUUGGCCACGCAGCGUUGAAAGUAGUUGCGAGCUCGACGGCCCGCAUAUAUGGCAUGGUCUCUUAGUCAUUUGUCAGAUGGGCAACAGCAGCUGCCAGUCAUGCCAGUCAUGCGGAGUUGCAGACUGCGACAAAAGCGGCUCCACAGCGCCCAGUAAACCGCCUGUUGACAGCCAGCAGGUCCUGUCUACACCACCUCCCUGCACUAGCAGCUGGGAUUUUACAUCUUUCAGCCAUACGACGCCUGUCUUGCAGACGGUGGCAUAUCAGCUGAUAUCUCCAGCCUUCAGAAGGUGUGGAGGUACCAAGGUGGAGCUAUUGAAAAGCUUCUUGCGGGCCGUUGCCUCCACCUACCAAGCCAAUGCCUUCCACAACUUUGCGCAUGCCGUGGAUGUCCUCCAAGCCUUGUGCUGGCAGAGCGAUCAAAUCAACUGCGACCAGCUGCGGAAUCCAACGCAGCACUUGGCUUUGGCCAUUGCUGCAAUAUCUGUGGAUCUGGGUCAUCCUGGCUUAGACAAUGCCUUUCUGAUAGAUACGGGCGAUCCUAUUGCUCAAUGCUACAAUGACUUCGCUCCCCUGGAGAAUUUGCAUUGCAGCAAGCUUUUCGAGCUGCUGAAGAAGGAUUCGCUGAAUGUGAUGAGUCACCUGGCAGUUGAGGACUUCCGCGAAGCCCGAAGCCUCAUCAUCGACGUCAUCCUGCACACAGACAGAUACCGUCACACGGAGGUCUUGAACGAUGUCCGAGGAAUUGCUCGGCAAGGCUAUGCACCAAAGAGUGCAGAUCAUUCUUCUCCGGAAGGUGUCGAGAUCCUGCAGGCGUUGAUGCGAGCGAUGAUGGUGUUCUCUGACCUGGCUCAUCAAGCGAGGCCUUUACAAACUUCAAAUACCUGGGCCACGAUGCUGGAGCAAGAGCUGAGUGUCCAAAAUGAGCGUGAGCGUGACUUGGGGCUUCAGGUGCUUCCGUUGAAUCGGUGGAAGCCGUCACGCAGCGACUUGCAACUCCACCUUGCGCUCAGUAGAUCUGGGCCGUUGCUGGGAGCUCUGCUGCACAUCUUUCCCGCCUUGGCCGCAGCAUCGGACCAGCUGGCAGACAAUGCUCGAAGUUGGUCACAUGAGUGUGUUGCGCAAGAGGAGGUGGAAGGGAAGCCUCAGACCGAUGGUCGAGCGAAAAAGAUCGAAAGUCUGCUGGACCCAGCGCGCCCUGCCCCCGCGCCGGUGCCGGAACCAAAACAAGGGCAUGACCGUUUCGGGUAUUUGGGUGCGGCUCGACCCUACACUGGGAGGCAGCAGAGACUUACGACCUCGACCAUGGCCAGCACCUUGAGCUCCAGUCCUCAAACGUCAACGGUUUCAACAGAGCCUCCCACCAGUAUGUUGAAUGGCAACAGGCCACCUCCUCCUUUAGUCAGAGAGGUGCGACGCUGGCAAGAAGGAAGAGCUCAGGUGAUGCAGGGCAACAAGGAUCUGGCGGAAUCGACCAGCAAAGGAAGAGAGUUGGUCUUGCUGUAUGUGCUUUCCGACCCUGAUGGUAGGGGCCCGCCCAUUUCAUAUCGCUGGGUGGACCGGAACAGUGCCAGCCCGGAAGAUUUGGCUGCGGCAGAUGCGGCCGUGGUACGAGGUCAAAGGGCUGCAAGUGACGAUGUGUUUUUGGAGAGCAGAAAAAGGAGAGGCAGCUCAUCAGUCACUUCGUCUCCUCUGGCUUUUCAGUCACAUCGAGCAGCGGAUGCGGUUGUCACAACAGUGGAACCUUCUCGAUUUGAUGACGUUUUGUCGUCCCUUCUGCAUGGAAAUAUGGUAGUUCCAAACGAAGGGGUUUCGAGUCCCAGUCCUUCUCAUCGCCGUGCCUCGCGAACUUCAGCAGUGAUCUCGGAUGUUUCUGCUGCAACACGUGACCGUGCGGCAGCCGCGGCGUCAGUCUUCAGUGUGCUGAUGAGAGGAGGCCACUGAGCCAUAUUUUUUGCCGUCGGCAGGUAGUCUGAUGCAAUCAUUGCUGGUCAUGUA
Molecule: messenger RNA, 2003 nt
Organism: Cladocopium goreaui
Lineage: Eukaryota; Dinophyceae; Suessiales; Symbiodiniaceae
Source: the annotation of a GenBank genome assembly